Messenger RNA from Kogia breviceps (pygmy sperm whale), 1298 nucleotides. It is a transcript of the gene SLC38A11, whose product is annotated as solute carrier family 38 member 11. Gene Ontology annotation, molecular function: L-amino acid transmembrane transporter activity. NCBI's taxonomy places the organism in Eukaryota, Metazoa, Chordata, Mammalia, Artiodactyla, Physeteridae. Gene Ontology annotation, biological process: amino acid transmembrane transport. The record is from RefSeq and is a predicted model, not a curated record.
CUUGUCGUCAGUCUGCUGCUGUUUUUAAUGUUGUCAACUCGAUUAUAGGAUCUGGUAUAAUAGGAUUGCCUUAUUCAAUGAAGCAAGCUGGCUUUCCUCUGGGAAUAUUGCUUUUAUUCUGGGUUUCAUAUGUUACAGACUUUUCCCUUGUUUUAUUGAUAAAAGGAGGGGCCCUCUCUGGGACAGACACUUACCAGUCUUUGGUCAAUAAAGCUUUUGGCUUUCCAGGAUAUCUCCUACUCUCUGUUCUACAAUUUUUGUAUCCUUUCAUAGCUAUGAUAAGUUACAACAUAAUAACUGGAGAUACUUUGAGCAAAGUUUUCCAAAGAAUUCCUGGAGUUGAUCCUGAAAAUUUACUUAUUGGUCACCAUUUCAUUAUUGUGCUUUCCACUGUUGCCUUUACUCUGCCUUUGUCCUUGUAUCGAGAUAUAGCGAAACUUGGAAAGAUCUCUCUUAUUUCUACAGUUUUAACAACUCUGAUUCUUGGAAUUGUAAUGGCAAGGGUAGUUUCAUUGGGUCCACACAUACCCAAAACAGAAGAUGCCUGGAUAUUUGCAAAGCCCAAUGCUAUUCAGGCUGUUGGUGUAAUGUCGUUUGCAUUUAUUUGCCACCAUAACUGCUUCUUAGUUUAUGGUUCUUUGGAAGAACCCACGGUAGCUAAGUGGUCUCACAUCAUCCAUAUGUCCACCUUGAUUUCUGUAUUUAUCAGUAUUCUCUUUGCUACAUGUGGAUACUUGACAUUUACUGGCUACAUCCAAGGAGACUUAUUUGAAAAUUAUUGCAGAAAUGAUGACUUGGUAACAUUUGGAAGGUUUUGUUAUGGAGUCACUGUCAUUUUGACGUACCCGAUUGAAUGCUUUGUGACUAGAGAGGUAAUUGCCAAUGUGUUUUUUGGUGGGACUCUUUCGUCAGUUUUCCACAUUAUCAUAACAGUGGUUAUCAUUACUGUGGCCACACUUGUGUCAUUGCUGAUUGAUUGCCUUGGAAUAGUUUUAGAGCUCAAUGGUGUGCUCUGUGCAGCUCCCCUAAUUUUUAUCAUCCCAUCAGCAUGUUAUCUGAAACUGUCUGAAGAACCGAGGACACACUCAGAUAAGAUUAUGUCCUGUGUCAUGCUUCCCAUUGGUGCUGUGGUGAUGGCUGUUGGAUUUGUCAUGGCCGUCACCAAUCCUCAAGACUGCACCCACGGGCAGGAAAUGUUCUACUGCUUUCCUGACAAUUUCUCCCUCACAAACAUCUCAAUUUCUCAUUUUUAACUGACAACACAACUUUCAAUUUUAAACGUCAGCAUCUUUCAGUGA